Molecule: messenger RNA, 633 nt
Organism: Mucor mucedo
Lineage: Eukaryota; Fungi; Mucoromycota; Mucoromycetes; Mucorales; Mucoraceae
Exons: 1
Coding region: 75-437 (120 amino acids)
Source: RefSeq, a predicted model, not a curated record
CCCUUCUUGUGACCGUGCUUCUCAUCUUCAUCAUCAUCAUCCUCAUCAUCAUCAUCGUCAUCAUCGUGCUUAUAAUGCUUAUCAUCAUCAUCAUCCUCAUCAUCGUCAUCAUCAUGAUCCUUACCACCCUUCUUGUGGAAAGCAACGUUAGCGUGAUCCAAGACACGGAUAGCAGCAGUACCAGCUUCAUAGGGACCCAUAGCCUUGAUUGUGAUCUUGUGGGGACCCUUUGCCAAGUCAAAGACACCUUUACUGAAACGAUCGUCCUUGAGAGCCUCCUCAGGAGUGGCAGCAAAGACUUGAUCAUCUUUCAUAGCAUCAACCUUGGUGGUCAUACCAAGAGAUUUACCAUUGUCGAAGACCUCAAACAUAUCACCACGGUUCUUGAAGUCAGUGAUUUGGAUACGAGCGCUGGCAUCGACGUUCAAGUCAAAUGAUUCUUGGGCAACGGCCUCUUCGCCCUUCCAGCGGAAAGUGACAAAUGCAUCACUUAAAGGAGCAGCAGCUACUGAUUCUUCAGCGAUGAAAUUGACAGGGUUAAAAUCGGCGUUGGUUGCAUAUGCAGAUGUAGCUAAUAAUGCGAUUGCAGCGGAAAUAGCAAAAACUGAACGCAUCUUUUUUGUUAGAAGAUAU